AUGGAGGCGCUGAGCAGUUGGACCUUGGCGCUGCUGCGCCUGCUGAGCGCCCUGCCCGGCAGCUGGGCGUGGACGCCGGCGCGCACGCCCUACUCGCUGGCCCACAGCUACUUGGACGCGGCGCAGCGGCCGCUCUGGAUACUCGAGGACGAGCUGAUGAGGCGCCAGGCCAGGCAGGACUCGGACUAUGCCACCAGCACGCGCGCCACAAUAAUGCGACGCGCCCAGCGUGGCCAGCGUGUCCAGCGUCGGCAGCAGCGCCAGCAUCUGCCCACAGCGAUCACAAUACGCGUCCGGCCCGACUCAGCCGAGGAGGUGGAGCGUCUGGUGGCGCCGCCGCUGGCCAGACCCUCGUUAGCCCAGCGCCACUAUGUGCUGCCGCAUCGCGUCCAGCUGCCGAGCCACUACGUCCAGCAGCUGGGACAGACCACCUCCCGGCCGCAGCCGCAGUCGAAGCCGAAGCCGGCGCAGCGACGCCGCCAGCCGCAGUCGCUGCCCAUUUUCGACAGCGCGCCCGGCGACAAUGCUCUGCCCACCGCCAGCUACCCGAUCUUCGUCUACAAUGGCACCCGCGGGGAGCUGCUGCUCAACACGAUGCUGAGCGCUCAGCGCUACCCCAUGCAGGAGCCGGUGCCCGGGCAGGUGCUCUACCCGCCCUCGACGCCCAUGUUCCGGCCCAAGCCGAUUGUGGAGCGGCUGCGCCUGCCUGGCCAGCGGGAGCUGCUCAAUCUGACGCUGAUUCCCUUCUAUGCGCACGAGGCCAUCACCAUGCCACCGCAGACAAUGGCCACAGCCGCACCGCUCGCACCGACCACGCCCAUGACGAUGCCCUACGAGACGCAGCUGCCGCGCAGCAAGCACAAGCGGAAGGCCAAGAAGGCGAAGCAGUACAGCGCCUAUCACUCGCCCCAGGAGGUGGUGCAGUGGCAGCCAAAGCUGCGCAGCUCGCGCCCACUGGAGCCACCAGACAAUCAUCGGCACUACAUGGUGGCAACCACCGACAGCACGCUCACCGCGCCACCGGAGCAACAGCAUCUCGAGCAGCUCGAGCAGCUGGAGGCUGAGAUUGAAGAUCCCGUCAGUCAGGAGCUGGAACUGGCAGCGCCCUCGGAGGCGGCACUGCUCGAGGAGACACACACGAGCACCGUCAGCGGCGCCGGGAGUUCUGCUUCUUCCUUCCAGAUCGUCUACGUGGAUGAGAGCAUGGAGGCACCGUACGACUCGCUGGCCAGCACCACCGAGGCGCCGCCGCUGCAGCGGCAGAGCUCGCGCUACGCCCUGAAGCGGGAGUACUUUGCCUUUCCCGUCUACACGCUGGGCAAGCUGCUGCGCAGUCCCAAGCCCCAGAGAUCGUCGAGUAUUCAGCUCGACUGCUCCGGCUCCGGUUCCGGUUCCGACUGCCUGGACCACGAGGAUAACACCUGGUUCAUUCUGAACUCCCGAUACAAAGGGCGCCAUCGCAAUGACCAGGGCAAGGAUCAGGUCAAGUAUUACACAUCCAAGUACGUGCAGAAUCCGCCCCGCUAGCUGGAUGCCACCCACUUCUGCCAGUAAUCUCU
Drosophila navojoa is the source of this 1559-nucleotide messenger RNA. RefSeq lists its product as uncharacterized. Lineage: Eukaryota; Metazoa; Arthropoda; Insecta; Diptera; Drosophilidae. The record is from RefSeq and is a predicted model, not a curated record.